ACCAGUUCGCAAUUAUUUUCAUCUCGGAUUCUUUGCAUACCAGUCUUGUCUGAAUAAUCGCUCCCGGUUAAACAUUUUUAUCCAAUAAGUGAUCAGUCCAAAAAGGGAUUGUGUUAACUAUGAGAAAUUAUUAAACAUUUAUUGUGUUUUUUUGUUUGUAUACCACCCAAUUCUUCCAGCACUUCAGGAGUUGCCGAAACAUGGAGUACUGGACUACGGUGGGGACGGCGAUUGCCGGUCUGAUGAUCGCCCGGACAAUGUUCCAAGAGUAUCUGCCUCAGAGGUUCCGCAGCUUUUUCGCGAGGUUUAUCAACCGAUUCAUCGGAUUCUUCUCUCCACACAUAGAAAUCACUUUUCAGGAGCUCACAGGAGAGCGCCUCAAACGUAGCGAGGCCUACAGCGCCAUUCAAAGCUACCUCAGUGCAGAGUGUUGCGCCUCGGCGAAGCGCCUCAAAGCCGACAUCUUCAAAGGCAGCCAGUCCAUCAUCCUCUCCAUGGACGACCACGAGGAGGUCUACGACGUCUUCCAAGGCAUCAGAGUGAUGUGGUUCUCGUGCAAGACCACCCCCAAAAACCCGUCCGUUUCCUUCUACCCCUCCGAAACAGAGCGGAGGUAUUUCACCCUCACGUUCCACAGGGAUCACCGGGACACCAUCACCAAAUCCUACAUCCCUUACGUCCUGGAGGAGGGCAAAGCCAUCGCGUUCAAGAACCGGCAGAGGAAGCUCUACACCAACAACCCGAGUUCAAACUGGUACUCUUACAAGCCCUUGAAAUGGAGCCACGUUCCUUUCGAGCAUCCCGCAAGUUUCGACACCCUCGCGAUGCCGAGGAAAGAGAAGGAGUCCAUCAAGAAAGACCUCUUGAAGUUCAGCAAAGGGCAGGACUAUUACAAUAAGAUCGGGAAGCCGUGGAAGAGAGGGUAUCUCCUGUACGGCCCUCCAGGGACCGGGAAGUCAACGAUGAUCGCAGCGAUGGCCAAUUUCUUGAGCUACGAUGUGUACGAUCUUGAACUUACCACUGUCAAAGAUAACUCCGAGUUGAGGAAGCUGUUGAUCGAGACAACUAGCAAGUCUAUCAUAGUGGUUGAAGACAUCGAUUGCUCGCUUCACCUCACCGGGCAAAGGGCAAAGAAGGAGGAGGAAAAAGUUGAAGAGGAAGAAGAAGACCCAGACAGGAAGGUUAUCAAAGAGAUGGAGAAGGAGGCUAAGAGUGACAGCAAAGUGACUUUGUCUGGUCUCUUGAACUUCAUCGACGGGAUUUGGUCGGCUUGCGGCGGGGAGAGGAUCAUAGUUUUCACGACGAAUUAUGUCGAUAAACUUGACCCGGCUUUGAUCAGGAGAGGGAGAAUGGACAGGCACAUCGAGAUGUCGUACUGUUGCUACGAGGCGUUUCAAUUGCUCGCUAAAAAUUACCUAGGCGUUGAAGAGCAUGAAUUGUUCGUGAGGAUUGAGAAGUUGCUUAGCGAGACGAAGAUGACGCCGGCUGACGUUGCGGAGCAUCUGAUGCCGAAAUCCGAUGACGAUGAUGCGAAAGGGUGCUUGAUGGACCUGGUCGAGGCCCUUGAAACCGCCAAUAUUGAUCAGGCUAAAAAUGAAGAGAAGAAGGAGGAGAAGAAGGAGGAGAAGAAGGAGGAGAAGAAGGAGGAGAAGAAGGAGGAGAAGAAGGAGGAGAAGAAGGAGGAGAAGAAGGAGGAGAAGAAGGAGGAGAAGGAGAAGAAGAAGGAGGAGGAGGAGGAGGUGGAGGAGCUGGAGCAGUGGAUAAAUGAGGAUAAUAGGGAAUGUGAGGAGAAGGAGAAGGAGAAGAAGAAGAAGGAGGAGGAGGAGGUGGAGGAGCUGGAGCAGUGGAUAAAUGGGGAUAGUAGGGGAUGUGAGGAGAGGAAGAAGGAGAAGAAGAAGAAGGAGGAGGAGGAGGUGGAGGAGGUGGAGCAGUGGAUAAAUGGGGAUAAAAGGGGAUAA
Messenger RNA from Bemisia tabaci, 1958 nucleotides. The record is from RefSeq and is a predicted model, not a curated record. NCBI's taxonomy places the organism in Eukaryota, Metazoa, Arthropoda, Insecta, Hemiptera, Aleyrodidae.